UUGGUUUGGUCUCUCUCUCUCUCUCCCUCUGCCUCUCUCCCCCUCUCUCUCUCUCUCUCUCUGGGUUUGAACUGUUACUGAUGGUCUUGCCCUCACAUUUCCAUGGUAACUGUCCUGUCUGAGGUGUGAACAGUGAGAAUGGAGCUGGACGAGAAGAAGCCGGACGGUAAAUACGGUGAAUCCAGGAAGUUUGAUCCAAACUUCAAGGGACCAAUCCACAACAGGGGCUGCACAGAUGUCCUCUGCUGCAUUCUCUUCAUCCUGGCCCUGUUGGGCUACUUUGCUGUGGGUAUCAUCGCCUGGUCUCAGGGUGACCCCAGGAAAGUGAUCUAUCCCACAGACAGCAGGGGGCAGUUUUGUGGACAAGCUGGGACACCUCUGGAGAAGAAGCCUCUUCUGUUCUACUUCAACAUACUGAAAUGUGCCAGUCCUCUGACGCUGCUGGAGUUCCAGUGUCCCACCACACAGUUAUGUGUGGAGAGCUGUCCUGACAGGCAUCUCACCUUGGUGAAAGCCAAGUUAGGCAACACAGAAGACCAUGAAUACUACAAACAAUUCUGCAAGGAAGGAGUCAACUUUGCUAAAUUGAGUCCUCCUGAGAUCCUGAGGGAUGGCUUGUGUCCAGCCCUGUUGAUGCCCAGCAAAGCCUUCACGCGUCGCUGCCUUCCUGCUUUGGGAACCAUGAAAGGUGGGGUCGUGGUGGUGGGCAAUGAAACCACUUUUGAUUCCGGGGAGGGCGUCAAUAUCAAUGCCACCGAUGUGCUGGAGGCAUCGAAGAAGUCAAAUGUGGUCGUUGAAGCUCGCCAGGUGGCCAUGAGGAUCUUUGAAGACUACACACAGUCUUGGCACUGGAUAAUGCUUGGUCUGGUGAUAGCCAUGGUCGUCAGCUUGAUUUUCAUCGUCCUGCUGAGAUUCCUGGCUGGUAUCAUGGUCUGGAUCAUGAUUGUUUUGGUUAUUCUUGUCAUUGGAUACGGUAUUUUCCACUGUUACAUGGAAUUUGCCAGUCUGAAGGGAGAGCCUGGGUCUGACGUCACCAUCCGUGACCUGGGCCUGCAGACGGACUUCUCAGUCUAUCUGCAGAUCAGACAGACUUGGCUGGCCUUCAUGAUCAUCUUGGCUAUUGUGGAAUUCAUCAUCAUCCUGCUACUCAUCUUCCUCCGGAAGAGAAUCAUGAUCGCCAUCGCUCUCAUCAAAGAGGCCAGCAGAGCUGUUGGACACGUGAUGUCAUCGCUGUUCUACCCACUGCUGACCUUUGCCCUCCUGGCCGUGGUGAUCGCCUACUGGGCCAUCACUGCUGUUUUCUUGUCCACCUCUAAUGAGCAGGUGUACAAAGUUUUCAACAACUCUGAGUGUGAGUACUCACUAGAGACCUGUGACCCCAAGACAUUCAACAUCUCCAACAUCUCUGCUCAGUGUCCAGAUGCAGAGUGUCUGUUUGCCUUCUACGGCGGAGAGACCCUCUACCACAAGUAUCUCAUCCUGUUCCAGUUCUACAACAUCUUCCUGUUCUUCUGGUGCGCCAACUUCGUGACGGCCCUGGGCCAGGUCACCCUGGCGGGGGCCUUUGCUUCAUAUUACUGGGCCUUCAAGAAGCCUGGUGAUAUUCCCGCCUACCCCAUCUUCUCCUCACUAGGACGCGCCCUCAGAUACCACACAGGCUCCCUGGCUUUCGGCUCCCUGAUCCUGUCUGUGGUUCAGGUCAUCAGGGUCCUUCUGGAGUAUCUGGACCAAAAGUUGAAAGGUGCUCAGAACAAGUGUGCUAAAUUCCUGUUGACCUGCAUGAAGUGCUGCUUCUGGUGUCUGGAGAAAUGUAUCAAGUUCCUCAACAGAAACGCCUACAUCAUGGUCGCCAUCUAUGGGAAGAGUUUCUGUGCUUCAGCUCGAGAUGCCUUUUUCCUUCUCAUGAGAAACAUCCUCAGAGUGGCUGUUCUCGACAAAGUGACUGACUUCCUGCUGUUUCUUGGGAAGCUCCUCAUUGUUGGCAUUGUUGGGAUCUUCUCUUUCUUCUUCUUCUCUGGGAGAAUCAAAGCAGUAGAGGAUGCGGCUCCAUCUCUGAACUACUACUGGGUGCCAAUACUGACAGUGGUAGUGGGAUCCUAUCUCAUCGCCCAUGGCUUCUUCAGUGUGUACGCCAUGUGUGUGGACACACUCUUCCUUUGCUUCUGUGAGGACCUGGAAAGAAACGAUGGCUCGUCUGAGAGACCUUACUUCAUGUCCCCCGAGCUGCACGAGAUCCUCUCCAAAGUAAAGAAGCCGGAGGAAGAUCACGAUGGCGUUGAGCAGGCGGAUGCCGCGAAGUCCGCAGAUGAGGUGAAACUGGAGGAGGAGACGCCUCUUCAGCAACUGCAGGACGGAGAGAUCCAACUGACAGAGCAGGUAGUGCUGAAGCAGGACAAAGAAGAGGAGCAACCGCUGAAGUCCAACACUGACGCCGAGGAGCCGAAAGAGGAGAAGAGCGAGGAACUGACCGUUGAUCAAGCAGAGGAGGCUGAGAAGAAAGAAGUCGCGGAGAUGAAGGAAGAGGCAGAAAAGCAGGAGGUAAAACAGGAAGAAAAGACGGAGGAGGUGACCCCACCAGCUGUGGAGGCUGAGAAAGAGGAGACUGGUGGAAAGGAAGAGGAAAAGGAGGAAUCUAAGGAGGGAAAUCCUCCCUCUGCACCACAGGAGUAGAAGUCAGCAGUAAUGUAAGAGAGGCUUGGUAAACCUCAAAAAGAAUGAAAGAACUGUCUUCAACUUUGUGACAUGGACCUGAUAAAUGUGCGGCAUACAACAAGCUUAAAUGUCAAAUGGCCUUUCUCUGUGAGCGGCUUGACGUCCGGCCGGAGGAGGUUUGUGUUGGUCGUGUGAAGCAGGUGAAAAAAGCCCAGUGCAUCUCUGUAGCUUGAAAAAAAAAAAAACGCUCUGUUGUGUUGGUUUUAGAACAGUGUUGGUUUUUAUAUUGUGACGAUGUGUAAAACAUUGUGAGUGCUGAACCUGUGCCUGAUUACUGUCACUGAUGUCUGUCGUCUUAAUCCUGUUAUAAUGAAUGCAAUACAGAGUCACACUAGUACAGUCAGAACAAACACUUCUCCACUGAUGGUGAAUCUCUUUCACUGUUUACAAUAAAACCAGCUGACGCCAAAACCUUACAGACACAUUUGAUAUACUGUAUGAAUAUUGGAUCUUUUUUUUCUUAUGGAACUUGUGUAUAUAUACAGUAGCGUUUGCCUAUGGUGUAUUUAUUGGCUUCAGUCUUGUAGAGAUCCUCGCCAAGACGGGAUCCCAUGUAUUGUAUUGCCACCUACUUGCCUUGGUAUGUCUUGGACUGGCAUUAAGUGCUGUUGCUGCGUUGCCGUGACGACGCAGCCCUCACAACCUCUCAGACUCUGUGGAACCCAGCGCCCCCUGUUGUUUACUGACCAUAACUACCUGGCUCUUUCCCUAUCCUCUGUCUCUCUCUCUCUCUCUCUUUCUCUUUCUCUCUCUUUAAGUGCUGCAUGGUGUUGACAUGACCUCCUGAAUGCUCUUAACUAACAUCGUAAGCCUCUGUAUGCUUUUGUACCUUUUUCUCUUGAUUGUCACCUUGUGAAAGAUGUAAGUUGAUUUUCCACUAAAAUGAAUGCUGACAUUCCAUAUUUAUUGGCUGUGAAUCUUGAUUAAAGGUGAUUGUAUUAUAA
Molecule: messenger RNA, 3656 nt
Organism: Hippoglossus stenolepis (Pacific halibut)
Lineage: Eukaryota; Metazoa; Chordata; Actinopteri; Pleuronectiformes; Pleuronectidae
Gene: slc44a2
Product: solute carrier family 44 member 2
Exons: 22
Coding region: 139-2670 (843 amino acids)
Biological process (GO): transmembrane transport; choline transport
Cellular component (GO): membrane
Molecular function (GO): choline transmembrane transporter activity
Source: RefSeq, a predicted model, not a curated record